AAUUUUGUUACAAAAUAUCAGUUUAUUUGAACUUUUUAUUGAUAUUUAUCGACAUUCAUUGCUGGCAAAUAUUAUUCGUUCAUCUGUGAGAUGGAGUAUUGCGUAUUACAAGAGCAGUGACUACAGUAGUCACUGUUACAAGGAAAAUGAUCGACGGUAGAUUCCCCAAACUCAAUUAACGAAUAACACACAUCUUUUCUACCGUUAGUUUAUGUUACUAAUCAUCCGUCGCAGUUUGUGAAAGUAUGGGAGGUGAUUUCGUUAUUUAAAAUUAUCAAUAUCGAUAAUAAUUGAGAGGAUAUUUUUUUAACGUAAUACAUAUAAUAUCAUUAUGUCAGGAAUAAAGGGAGAUACUAAUAAGGAUAAUAAUCUAAGAAGACAGGGUUCGUUUAGGAAAUUACUGCCUCUGAAUACCAAUGGAGAUUCUCAAUUGAGUAUGUCUGUGAAAAUGAUCGACAGGCCGACCGUUUCGCAAACUAAUAAGGAAUAUGCAAUUUAUUUGCAAGAGUAUAACAUUUUAUCAGAAUACAACAUGUUGUGCACACAAGAUCUGAAGGGUGUAUAUGUUAUACCAUCUGCUCAGAAUUCCUUAUUAUGGUUUGGUGUACAAUUUGUCCGGCAAGGAAUUUAUCAAGGAGGAAUCUUCAGAUUUAAUAUUACACUACCUCAAAAUUUUCCAGAUGGGGGUUGUCCUAAAAUUGUAUUUCAAACUCCAGUUUUUCAUCCUUUAAUUGAUCCUGAAUCUGGAGAGUUGUGCACAACAUGGAGUUUUUCUGAAUGGAGGAAAAGCAAUAGAAUUUGGCAAUUGGUACAAUUCAUAACAAAAGUACUGACUAAAGUUGAUAUCAAAAUGAAUGCUGUAAAUCAAGAAGCACUUAAUUUAUUAGAAAAUAACUUUGAAGCUUUUCGAGAUCGCGUAAAAAAAUGUGUAAGGGAGAGUUUAAACAGAGUUUACGAUCCACCUCCAGUUGAUGAUCCUCAUUAUAUUACUUUUAGUCCAUAUGUUGGAGAACUUUAUGAUUCCAUCAAACAAGAAAUUUACCAGUCCAAGGAUGAAGAAGAAAAUAGAGCAUUGGGUUUGUCCUGGGUACAACCAGGCUCUCUUCAACCAUUCUCAAAACCUGAAGUGAGAUAGUAAUUGUAGGAAAUGAAAUCUUAAAAUAGAUUUAUAGACGUCCUUAGGAAGUAAGGAAAUUGUACAUUUUAUGUAUGCAGGGGAUAAAUUAUAAUGUAUUUUUGUAUCGUAGAAAGGUGGAAAUUUUUUAAUAAUUUUGUGAUUAAUAUGGUUUUUUAUACACAUAUACGAAACUUUAUAGUGAGCAUGUAUAAUACUCUUGUAUUUAGCUAAGUUAUAAAAAUAUAAUCAUUGAUUGAUUA
Osmia bicornis bicornis is the source of this 1377-nucleotide messenger RNA. RefSeq names its product AKT-interacting protein-like. Lineage: Eukaryota; Metazoa; Arthropoda; Insecta; Hymenoptera; Megachilidae. Bases 332 to 1135 code for a protein of 267 amino acids. The record is from RefSeq and is a predicted model, not a curated record. The transcript has 7 exons.